GGACGCUAGGGGAUCAAGACGCAUGCCACAUUGCCUCUAUGCGGGCACUUUAACAGAUCUUUCGGGGUUUUUUUCCCAGUAAGGGGGCUGUGGAGGGAGGACUUUUUUUAUUUUCAUUGUCUGAUGACUGUUUGCACGGCUGAUUAUUGAGUUGAUUGUUUAUUAUUUUUGGCGUUUUGUUGCUCGCCGCCCUGCGCGUUUUUUCCUCUCUUUUUUUUGGAAACGGCGACCUAUCCCGCGCUCACCAAUGUCCUAUCCUCAGGGUUACCUCUACCAGCCCCCGGGCUCUCUGGCUCUUUAUUCGUGUCCGGCUUACGGGGCCUCGGCUCUGGCUGCCCCGCGGAAUGAAGACUUGGCGAGGUCGUCAUCUGGCUCAGCCUUCAGUCCCUACCCUGGAUCGGCUGCUUUCUCCGCCUCGGCUAGUGCAGGCUUCUCCAGUCCACUGUCAUACUCCACGGAUCCAACCACGGGAUUCCCAUCAUACAUGAGCUCUCCAUAUGACGCGCACACGUCGGGUAUGGCAGGGGCAUUAAGUUACCACCCAUACGGGAGUCCAGGCUACCCCUACCAACUCAACGACCCGGCUUACCGCAAAAACGCCACCAGGGACGCCACGGCCACCCUGAAGGCCUGGCUGCAGGAGCACAGGAAGAACCCGUACCCGACGAAAGGGGAGAAGAUCAUGCUGGCCAUCAUCACUAAAAUGACCCUGACGCAGGUCUCCACAUGGUUCGCCAACGCCAGGAGGAGGCUCAAGAAGGAGAACAAGAUGACCUGGGCGCCCAGGAAUAAGAGCGAGGACGAGGACGAGGAGGACGGGGACGGGGAGAGGAAGGAAGUGGAGCGCUCUGAGAAAACCCUGGAUAACAGCGAGGCUUCAGCGGAGGAUGAAGGUAUCAGCUUGCACGUGGACACUCUGACGGACCACUCGUGCUCGGCAGAGUCAGACGGGGAGAAGGUCAGCUGUGGCGUGGGGGAGCUGGGCUCUGACCAGGCCGGCGACAAAUGCGACGAGGACGGCGACGACCAGAACCACGACCCGCGGGCUCAGCUCUCGCCCAAAUCCGUCACGUCGUCGCCUCUCCCGGGAGUAGAAUCUCCGCUCCUCGGCCACCACCACCACCAUCACCACCACAGCCACCUCCAUCACCUGCACCACCUCCACAGCCAGCGCGAGGAUUUGGCCCGGAGCCUCGUCAAUAAUACCAAUAAAGCGUCUCCAUGCCUUGAUAGCAGACCUUCUUCCGGUGCGCCUCAGAACCCUAAACCCAAAUUGUGGUCGCUGGCGGAAAUUGCUACCUCGGACCAAAAGCAGCAACAUCAGCAACUGGGGCAGCCGAACUGCCCCUCCUCCAGCGGUGGCCUCCUUACCCCCCCUACGUCUUCCACCACCUCCCCGGCUGCCAGCUCCCCCUCCCUCUACCCGGCCCCCUCCAUCCUUGGAAGACCUAUUUAUUACACUUCUCCCUUUUAUAGCAAUUACACAAACUAUGGCAACUUCAGCCCCCUGCAGGGCCAAGGGAUCCUGCGGUACACUAACUCAUCCGGAGUGAGUCUGGCUGCAGCCGCCGCCGCCGCCGCCGCCGCUGCUGCAGCAAACGAGGGUCUGAGCUCCUCUCACCAGGCUCUGGAGGCGAGCACAAACCCCAAGCACAGGCCGGACUCUCCGCUCGUUAAAAAUAACCCGAACCAGAUUGCUGUUGUCGAGCAACAACAGCAACAACAGCUUUUCAGAGCCGCAAAUUUAGAAGCAAAGAAAGGUACGUAAUGCGGUUAGAGAAGAUGAGAUUAAAUCCGGGGUUGGAAUCUGGAGAUUGUAUUUUUCUUAAAAAACGCAGAAGGAAGGGGAGUCAAAUGAGUGUUUGCAAUGCAAAUCAACUGGUUUUAUUUGUGUCACUUUCAUGUGUCAUAGUAGUCAAACCCUGAAGCCUUUUUUUUUUUUUUCAAGAAAGCAUGCAUGAGACACAAGUGGCAGAUAAUCACUUGUUUUAACAUGAUUUUAGGACUGAGUAUGAUAUUUUGCAGCACCGUCAAAGCAAAUGAACGUGUACUAUGGCCUAUAAUUCGUUUUCAGUGCAGUGCAUUUUCUGAAAUAAUCAAUUUAUAAUUAUUCAUCAUCAUUUUUUAACAAUAUUUGGUCUGUCAGUGCAUCAUUAAAUAUUGCAUUACGGAGCAGUGCAUACACUGCAAACUAAUGUGCACCUGCACAUUUAAAUAAGCCCAUGAAUGACAGGCCUCAAAUCAGCCUGCACACACGUACGCGCGUGCGCACACACAAACACACGCACACACG
Messenger RNA from Centropristis striata (black sea bass), 2293 nucleotides. RefSeq names its product iroquois homeobox 2a (gene irx2a). Gene Ontology annotation, biological process: neuron differentiation; regulation of transcription by RNA polymerase II; cell development. Gene Ontology annotation, molecular function: DNA-binding transcription factor activity, RNA polymerase II-specific; RNA polymerase II cis-regulatory region sequence-specific DNA binding. Gene Ontology annotation, cellular component: nucleus. The transcript has 3 exons. The coding region runs from base 248 to 1768 and encodes 506 amino acids. NCBI's taxonomy places the organism in Eukaryota, Metazoa, Chordata, Actinopteri, Perciformes, Serranidae. The record is from RefSeq and is a predicted model, not a curated record.